AAUUACUUUAAAAAUAGUUUUGAUCGCUAAAAAUUAUUAAAUAAACUCAUUAGAACAAGGUUUUAGCCCACACGCAUGACCGGCAUGAAAUUUGACAGUUCUUUGCCGAGCUGCAGCAAACGACAAUAGCGAAAACGACCAUAAAAACGGCCGCGAAACAAAAUUUUCGCCGAAACGAUAUAAAAGUUAUUUGGCCGGCAGUGAAAGGCUCAGUUUUACAUGAGCAGCGCAGGGCAGAGCAACGCGCGAGGACGAGCAGCAGCUGCAGUUGGCAAAAGAAGGAGUCUAAGGCAGCGACAAAAACAUUGUUGGCGUGACUGCGGCGCAUUAAAUCAACGUGUGAAACACAAACCGGAAGUGCAUCGCCGCCGCCACAACCGACCCUGACCCUGUCUGGCCCACACCAGGCGCAACUGGUGGUCGCAAUGGAUGUCGAUGUCUAUGCCUGGGGCGCCAAUUCUCACGGUCAGCUUGGCCUUGGCUACGAGUCGGAGCUGUGCAUGGUACCGCAGCGGCUAUCCAAAUGCUCAUUUCAGCCGCAGCUAGUGCGCUGCAUACGCGGCGGUGGUGGUCAUGUGUUAAUCCUGGACAGAAAUGGGCGGGUGCACUCCUGCGGCUGGAACAAUCGUGGCCAGCUGGGCCUCGACUCAACAGAGGAAUGCCACAAUGAGUUUGCCAUGGUACCCACAGAAUACUUUGAGGAAGUACCCGUGGAGUCCAUCAGCUGCGGCUGGGAUAUUUCAGGCGCCAUUACGCUGACCAAGCGCCUGUUUGUCUGGGGCUCCAAUGCGUUUCAGCAGCUCGGGAUUUGUCAGCGAGGAUUUACGUCAGUGCGUCGCCCUAUGCCUGUGCGUCUACCACGAGAUGAGGCGGCGCAGCGCUUGAGCUUUGGUCUGCGCUUCUGCGCGGUGCUCUCACAGGAUAGAAAAAUCUAUAUAUUCGGCCGUUUGCGCAUUAUGGAUCCCGCGCCCAUCGAACUGGACAUUACUUCAACCACGUUGCAUCGCUGCAACGUGAUGAAAAUACAAGCGCACAAUCCCAAUGAGCUGCGCAUUGUCACACUGGUCAGUGGACAGAAUCACAUGCUGCUGAAGUGCGUGAAUAUGGAAGCGGGCGACAGCAGGCGCAUUGUGGCACUAGGCGACAACAAGUACUGCCAGGCGAAUGCCUUUCAGUUCGAGGAGGAUGUGGGACAGCUCGCCGUUGGCUGGACCCACAAUGCGGCUCUGCUGAAAACCAACGACGUUUUGCUCUGGGGGCGUAAUUGCUAUGGCCAACUGGGCAUCGGCCAAUUUAGUGAGCAGCAGGCAACGCCAACCCCGUUGAAGCUGCAACUGGAGGAGGGAAGAACGCCGGCACGCCUUCACAUGGGCGCCGAGCACGGAUUGCUGCGCACCACAGCUGGCGAGAUCUAUACCUGGGGCUGGAAUGAGCAUGGCAAUUGCGGCAACAAUGCCACAGAGAAUUUAUGUGUUCCAACAUUAAUAAAGCUGCCUGGAUACGCAAAAUUGGCCGGAACUGGCGCAGGAUUCUGUUAUGCUAUAGUGGAAGCGGUUGAUGUGGAGACUGCGGCUCCACAAACGCUCUAAAAAUGGGAAAUAUUAACCCUCGCCUGACUCUGACGGCUGUUGUUUUAAAAUGUUGUUAUAAUUG
Molecule: messenger RNA, 1653 nt
Organism: Drosophila novamexicana
Lineage: Eukaryota; Metazoa; Arthropoda; Insecta; Diptera; Drosophilidae
Product: secretion-regulating guanine nucleotide exchange factor
Exons: 4
Coding region: 426-1589 (387 amino acids)
Source: RefSeq, a predicted model, not a curated record